Molecule: messenger RNA, 2183 nt
Organism: Toxotes jaculatrix (banded archerfish)
Lineage: Eukaryota; Metazoa; Chordata; Actinopteri; Toxotidae
Gene: dusp12
Product: dual specificity phosphatase 12
Exons: 8
Coding region: 246-1145 (299 amino acids)
Biological process (GO): protein dephosphorylation
Cellular component (GO): nucleus
Molecular function (GO): protein tyrosine/serine/threonine phosphatase activity
Source: RefSeq, a predicted model, not a curated record
UCGAGUGUGUUUCCGGACGGACAGUUUAAACGACGAACCAAAUACCACAGUGAACGCACGUUUGCCUUUUUUGAGAUUUAACUCCUUAUUUUUUGUUUUACUGAGUUUCUCUUUAAUUAGUGUAUGGUCCGAAACCGGAAGAGCAGCUUUCACUUGAAGGGCUAAAACAACUGAGAAACAACCGAGAGGCUACACUAAGCUAACAAGAACAGACCGGUGUCAGCUCUCUGUCUUCCUCUGCAGUCAUGCUCCUGGUGGACCCCGGGCUGUACAUUGGCACUGCUGCCGAUCUCAACGACAGGCAGGCACUGGCCGAUGCAUCUGUCACUCAUAUCCUGUCUGUGGACUCCGCCGACCCCGCCCCUCUGCUUCCUGCUGAUGGUGGCUUUCGCAGGAAGUGGGUCAAUGUUUUGGAUGAGGCGACCUCUGAUCUCCUGUCUCACAUGGACGACUGCUUCCUGUUCAUUCAGGAGGCUGUGGAUGGAGGCAAGGCUGCAAUUGUUCACUGCCAGGCUGGCCGAAGUCGCAGUGCCACCAUUGUGACUGCUUAUCUAAUGAAGAGAUACCAGCUCAGCUUCAGUGAGGCUUACAACAGGCUGAAGAGUGUCAAACAGGACGUACAGGUCAACAGUGGUUUUGAGGAGCAGCUGCUUCUGUAUGAGACCAUGCACUGUGCAGUGGACACCUGCAGCCCUCUGUACAAACAGUACAGGCUGACCAAGCUUACUGAGAAGUACCCCGAAAUGCAGCAGGUUCCAAGGGAGCUGUUUGCCAUUGACCCUGCCCACUCCAGCUCCACUGAAGUAUCCUAUCGCUGCAGGAAGUGCAGACGAACUCUGUUCCGUGGCUCCAGUAUUCUCACUCACCCAGUGGGAGAGGGGGCGUCCGCCUUUGCUCACAAGAAGUUCAGCAACCUCUCUGGAGACGUCCAGUGCACAUCUUACUUCAUUGAGCCAGUGCAGUGGAUGGAACAAGCUUUACUUGGAGUGAUGGAUGGACAGCUGCUGUGUCCUAAGUGUAGCUCUAAGCUGGGCUCCUUCAGCUGGUGUGGAGAUCAGUGUUCGUGUGGUCGCUGGGUCACUCCCGCCUUCCAGCUGCACCGCAACAAAGUGGACGAGAUCCGACAACUGCACAUACAAAAAUAACACCAAGUCCUAACCCUCACACAGCCCCAAGUGAGGACUGGCCAAAAUGUCCUCACUGUCCCCAAAAUGUCUUCACUCCCAAGGUCUAAAACUCAAACUGGUCCUAAGUAACAAUCAGUAAUCCGGUUAAAAGAUGAUUAAAAAAGAUUUCCUUAAAUAAUGUGUAAGUAUGACAGUAAAUAUACACACAUAUAAUACUGUAAAUAAAAACAUACCUGUAAAUAUCAGAAGAUAAAUGUGCACUGAUCUUUCUGUUACUGAGUAAAUGAAUCUGCAAUGUUACCUGUUACAUGUGUAGAGAAUUAUUUCAAUAAUAGUUAUAAUAAUAGCAUGUGCGUUCACAAAGAGCCCAUAAACAUCUGCUCUCUUUUAAACCAUAUUACUGUCCCAUCAUCCAGAAUAAGGAGAGUAACUUGACAUGUCAUCGCACUUUCUUCCUGCUAAAGAUGCAUCAUUUAUUAUUUCUGCCUUCUUGUGUCGACGGUCUUCCUCCCUGGGUAUUUCUUUUUAAAUCACAUGUAACGGUUCCUCCCACCUGAGAGUGUGGUUCCAUCCAGAUCCAGACUGAGAGCAGAACUGAUGGAUCCAGCACAAAGAUCGCACUGUGAUGAAGCUGGACAGAUUUAUUUGUUCUGGACUGGAGCUUCAGGACUCAGUUGUAAUUCAUAUGACAUAAUACUUUCUACAACCGGAGCCCAGAUAAAUUGUCUGGAAGCCGUCACAAUGGUUUAUACAAAUAUUUUCACUCAGUAAUGCAUGAAUGUGUUCAUGUUUUCUGAUUCUGGUGAAUCCAUACUCACAAGUUAGUAUUUUAUAUGGUUUUUUUAAUGUUAUAAAACAGCACAUCAUAUCAUUUAGUGAUGCACAGAUGAAGCCACUACUGGGUCAUUCCAUGUCAAAUCAACAGAUUUUAGAAACAUUUCCUAGCUGACUCUGUUGGAUUUGCUUCAUACUUUCUGUAAAUAAUGUCAUUGUACCCAACAACAUCUGUGCAAGUUGUGAACCACAUUCAAUCUUUAAUAUUUUUUCUAUAUUAUA